AUGACUGCCGAGUAUUCUUUACUAGAGCAGCAGACACCAAGGCAAAUAUCUAAAAAAAGAUGGCAUGCUUUAAUCUUGGCCAUUGGGAUUAUCUCUGUUACAUCUUAUUUAAUAUACUUCACUCGGUCAAAUUAUAUUGAUUCAUUUGAAGAGGAGGAGGGAAUGGAUCAAAAUCUAGAUCUAUCGGAUAGCCCAUCAUCAAAUAAAUCACCCACAAACGCUUCUAAUAUUCCCAAUAGAAAUAUCAACUUUACAGUCCCAACGCAGAAAGAACCAUAUUAUAUUGAUUUGGAUAAAUACCCAGUGGAAGAUAACAUGCUCAUUUGGUUUCCUGGAUCAAGGGGAAUGAUAGAGACAGUAACCAUCAAUAAGCUUUUGAAAAAAUCAGUGUCCUGGACAGAGCAGUGGUUAGACCAUACAGCAAAUCCCUCCAGUGACACAUUCGCCUGCGCACGACAGCCUAUUCCUUACCCUAUUCUCCGUCAUAUCGUGGCUGAAUAUGUUCCAUCAAAUGAUUCAGAUGACUUUUUUGAAGAUAACAGUAUCAACUUGAACGAACCUUUUGUUCUUUUGCCCUUUUCCAAUCAGUCAAGUCUUAAUCAAGGCGAUCAGCUGUGCAUAAGGUUGAUCGUGCCUUAUCGACCUAUAGAUGCUGAAGACCCACACCAUUUUCUGUAUAAGCCCUAUCCAAGAAAUAAUCAAGAUUUGACCUACCCCUGGUGGGAUACUGCCAUGACCUGGCUUCAGAACUUGAAAACAAACGCAAGCCUUCCUAUUCAGAUGCAACCUUGGUCAGGCCACAGACUGCUAAGAACAAUGGCAAGAAUGUUGAAUCAUGUUAGCACUAACCUUCCAGAGUGGGCACGUCUAAGGGAAGACGAAUUGUAUGAACGAAUGAGGAUGCGUAUUUAUGAAGCUCAAAUUACUCUUCCUCAGGAAGGUGAAUACAAACUUUUUGCGCUCUUGGAAUUUUUGGAAGGCAGGUACAACUUUGAAUACGGCCCUGUGACACCUUAUGCACCUAUCGAAUUACCUGUCCUACCUACUCAAAAGCUGCUUAUUGGGGAUGGAAAUAAUGAUGACCCUGAGAAGCUCGCAGAGAAAUUGCUGGAUGAGCAUCUACAAUUACCUCUCUGUUCCGGUUCAGAUCAUCCUGGAAGAUGGUUGCCUUGGCCAAAGUCACGUAAACAGGUUCAAGUCUUAGGCCUUACUCGUCAUGACAAAUACUGGGCUCCUUAUAGCUGUAGAUAUCGUCAUAUAACAUAUGAGCAAUUCAAUCGUUGUGUAGCUCACAAAUACAGUCGUGGGAUGGAUAUGUAUGGUGACUCGAACAUCCGUCGAUCACUUAAAAAGUUUAUUAGUCACGGUCAUUGGUGCAAACACUGGGAAAAUCACAUUACGGAGUCUAUUGUUCCUGACGAUCUCUUACCUAAUAUCAACAAGACUUUAACAUCAUCUCUGGACAAGCGUCAGGCUACAUUACCUACACAAACUAUGAAUCAGUCCGAGAUUGGUUACAGCUCCCCUCAAGAAUACAAGUAUUUCAUACCUGAACAGACAAGAAGUUGCUACUGCGAAGAUUACACGGAACCAUUUUGGCAACCCGUGUGGUUUGAUGCGGGUGGACGGCGUGUGAAUGUGGAUAUGAACAAUACAAUUGCUCAAUCGAAACGUCUAGGCCACACAGAAUGGGAUGAUCCCGAGAUUAGGAAGCGUAAUCCUAGAGAUGCCUUUAAAAUUAGCUCAUAUAAAUGGGAUGGCCUUACAUAUCUUAACAAUCCUCCUUGGCAAGCUGCAGUGGAUGGUAAUACUGUAGCUACUGAUGUAGCAGUGUUUUCGCUGGGAAAUUGGGAUGCUGCCUUUUUAGAAUUAGAGCCCUAUCUAAGAGAUGUAGAUCAACUUAUUCUACAAAUCAAAACUCAUUAUGACCUCUCAAGGACUCGUAUUGUCUAUCGUACACCUCAAUUCUAUUGCUGUCGAGUGGACCGCUCGUCUCGUGAUCGACAAGUGAGUGGUCCUCGAGUGGAUGUAUUUGAUGCUGAGGUCAGGCGCAGGUUUGUCUCAGAACUUAAUGCAACUGUCUGGGAUACGAAGAUACUGGGUGAAUCAAAGAUAUGGGAGGAGAAACUGGAAAGCAUUAAUUGUCCUUCAAAUCAUGUAGCAGCUGAUAUUGUUGAUAUUGAAAAUCAAAUAUUUAUGAAUGGCCUUUGUAAUAAUGUGUAA
This is a messenger RNA of Rhizopus microsporus ATCC 52813, 2223 nucleotides long. RefSeq lists its product as uncharacterized. The transcript has a single exon. Bases 1 to 2223 code for a protein of 740 amino acids. The record is from RefSeq and is a predicted model, not a curated record. NCBI's taxonomy places the organism in Eukaryota, Fungi, Mucoromycota, Mucoromycetes, Mucorales, Rhizopodaceae.